UGUUUAUCGAUACAUUGCGUUGUUUUGCGUCUUUUAUCGUAUUCUUUUUGUUUGUAAGCAAAGCAUGGUGAUUUGCGGUAAUAUUUUGGCCAGGGACAACUACGAGCACUUUGUUUUGACUUGUGCGCACAAAAAUGAGUGCCACGUGGAAAUGGGUUUCGAGCGGUGGCGGGAAUUCAUUCUGCACAUCAAGGAACACCGGGAAAUGCACUUGGAAACACAGGAGGAGGCUGCUUCCUCCGACGAAAGCAAUGUGGAGACGUCGUCAGCAAAGGUGUUUAUAGUGGAGGAGCAUCCGGAGGACUGUCUGGCCGAGGACAUGUUCGUGGACCUGCCCGCCUCCUCCGAGGACGAGAGCAUCGGCGAGGAUGAGGACGAAGACGAGGACGAGGCGGGCGUGGACUGCCCCUCAAUGGCGGUUGACUGUGAACUGGGCACCAGCAGUUUCCCCUACUUCGCACCAUUAUCCAAAUUUAAUCCAACGUUCUACCGACGCAGUCCACGGAUCACCCAGUUCAUCGAGCUGUACAAGCAGCAUACUUGCCUCUGGGAUCCGGCGGAUAAUUCGUACAAGAACAGGGAGAAACGCACAGAUGCCUACGACAAGUUGUUGGAGCAAUUGAAGUCCACCGUGAACCUCCAUCUUACGGCCUACAAGCUGAAGAAGUGCAUCGCAAGUCUGCACGCCCAGUAUGCUGCGAUAACGCGACAGAAGAAAACGCAGAAGCUGACCAAGGUCCCGCUAUAUUAUCACGGCAAGUACGUUUUUUUGGCGGAGCGCGGAAGUCUGGAGGACGAUGACAGCGAUGAGGACGACGGCGAUGGCAAGAUAAAGCUGGUGUUUACGGAGGAGAAUCGACUGACCACUCUGUUCAUCGAACUGUACUCCAAGUUCCCUCAUCUGUAUGAUCCGGCACACGAGCACUUCUCCAAUCUGGGUGAACGCAAGGCAUCGCUUAUUGAGAUGACAGAUCUGUUGACUGCGGAGAUUCCGCUGGGCCUGAUCACCCACUACGAUGUUUACGACAGUAUUCAGAGCAUGCGCCAAUGGUAUUCGCGCCGGAUAAAAACGCUCACAGACGUGCAAUCCGUGGGUCUCUCGCUGGCCGAGAAGCGGUACAUCGACCGGUGCAAGAGCUUCAUGCCCACUAAGACAUUUCGCCAGAAGCUCAAGUGUGAAGUCUGUGAGCACGCCUUCAGCACGGAUCACGCCCUGCAGGCGCAUCAGUUCCGGGAUCACAAGAUGGGCGAGGGCGGCUGGUUCCGGUGCACGUUGUGCGAGCUGAACUUCGACCGACGCUGCCACCUGCAGCAGCACAUACAGCGGGUGCACAUGAGCAAGGCGUUCGUAUGCGACAUUUGCAGCCGGAGCUUUGCCUUCGGAAACCAGCUGGUCAUCCACAAGCGCACCCACGACGAGAAGCACGUGGCCAAGCCGUUUGUCUGCGAGUUCUGCGGCAAGUCGUUCAAGCAGAAGAUCCAAAUGACCACCCACGUGACUGCGGUGCACACCAAGAUCCGGGCCUUCAAGUGUCACAUGUGCCCCAAGGACUUCCUAACCAAGCGCGACCUCAAGGACCACGUGAAGGCGCACCUGAACAUCCGCGACAAGGUGUGUGAGGUCUGCCAGAAGGCCUUCACCAAUGCCAAUGCCCUGGUCAAACACCGGCACAUCCAUAAGGAGAAGACGCUGCAGUGCUCCCUGUGCACCACUCGCUUCUCGGAGCGGGUCAGUCUGGGCGUCCACAUGCGGCGCACCCACAAGAUCAUCAAGAGCACCCUAAAGGUGGCGGAGCCGGCUAGCGAUGCACUCUUUGCACACACAUUCCCUCAGCCCUAAGACAUUUCCAAAAAAUAAAAGAUAUUUACACAUGUAUUAAAGCUUUAAUAUUAAAAACAAUAUGACUAUUAUGAACAAUAA
This is a messenger RNA of Drosophila gunungcola (fruit fly), 1921 nucleotides long. It is a transcript of the gene az2, whose product is annotated as myoneurin. Gene Ontology annotation, biological process: regulation of transcription by RNA polymerase II. The record is from RefSeq and is a predicted model, not a curated record. Gene Ontology annotation, molecular function: DNA-binding transcription factor activity; RNA polymerase II cis-regulatory region sequence-specific DNA binding. Bases 65 to 1840 code for a protein of 591 amino acids. The transcript is spliced from 3 exons. NCBI's taxonomy places the organism in Eukaryota, Metazoa, Arthropoda, Insecta, Diptera, Drosophilidae.